AUGAUAUCUUGUAUUGAACUUUAUCGAAUUAGCGCUCAGAUGUCAAAGGCAUUGGGCAGUGCCGAUCAAUCAUUUGGCGGUUUGCAUGUUAUACUUGCCGGUGAUUUUGGUCAACUACCACCGGCUGGCAAGAACUCCGCGUCUUUGUACUCAAACAGUGUUGGAGCGUGGUCCUCGGCCAACACGUUGCGCUCCCAGCAGGCUGCUAUAGGUAAGGCCUUAUGGCAUACGUUUACCACCGUUGUUAUCUUACGAAUAAAUAUGCGCCAGACGGGAUUGGACGAUGCUCAAAAUCGAUUCCGUCACGCGUUGAACAAUUGUAGAUUUAAGUCAUGCACUCCGGAUGACAUCGCUCUGUUGCGUACACGGAUUUACACUGCAGGUGAUUCUUCCUUGAGCGACGUGUUCGCCAGCGCUAACUUCCGCAAUGUAUCAAUCAUUACAGGUCUUAACGCACACCGCGACACUAUUAAUGAGAUAUGUACUCAUCGCUUCGCAUUGGACAACAAUUUGGCUCUCACCAAUUUUUACUCCAUUGAUCAGUGGUCCUCUGCUUCAUCAUCUGAUUCAGUACGAGAUGCACAACGCAAACAUCGGUCGAUCUGUGAUCCUGCACGACGUUCUGACAAGAUUCACAGUGAACUGCAAGACGUCCUCUGGUCUCUACCUCCUAAUCUCACUGGUCAUAGAGCGGGUAUUCUGUCAUUAUGUCCCGGCAUGCCUGUAAUGCUGAAAAGCAAUGAAGCCACUGAACUAUGUGCUACGAAUGGUGCUGAAGGGUAUGUGUAUAGCUGGGACUCUCAUCGAGAUGGUGAUGGACAUGACAUUUUAGACACUCUCUUCGUUCGAUUGAAAUCACCCCCCCAGGCCGUUCAGAUCGAAGGGCUCCCAGCCAAUGUAAUUGCAUUGACUCGGUCAAAGACACGAGUGAAAUGUGUUCUACCGAAUGACACAUGUGUAUAUAUUGACCGCUACCAGAUCAAUGUGCUGCCGAACUUCGCAAUGACUGACUUCGCUUCCCAAGGACGCACUCGCCCAUUUAACGUGUGUCACCUGAAAUAUUGCAGAGGACAUCAAUCUUUGUAUACCUGUCUGUCACGCAGUGCUUCAUUGUCUGGAAUGUUAAUUCUUGACGGUUUUGAUACUUCCAAAUUGACAGGAGGUAUUAAUGGUGACUUGCGUCGUGAAUUC
Laetiporus sulphureus 93-53 is the source of this 1191-nucleotide messenger RNA. RefSeq lists its product as uncharacterized. The annotation marks the transcript as partial. The record is from RefSeq and is a predicted model, not a curated record. Lineage: Eukaryota; Fungi; Basidiomycota; Agaricomycetes; Polyporales; Laetiporaceae. The transcript has a single exon.